AGGGCCUCUGGUGACGGGCCGGGAAUAAAUGUCUCGCUGUUAGUUGCGCCGCCAUUUUGGAAGGAGAAGGCGCCGCGCUCUGAGGAGGGCAGAUAGAAAGCAUGAAUGUCACCACUUUUUGACAUCAGUAUAAUGGAAUGAAUUGCUUCUCACAUUAACUGAGGCUGGAUCACAUUACUACAUUCGCCAUGGUGGCGAUGCUGUUGAAAACAGGAGUAUGGAUUUUCAUAACAUGAUCGCCAAGUUCCACGCAUAUGACAAUACAGGCUGACUAGGACUGAUGAUUUCAAGUUUUUGCCACCUGAUCUGCAGAAGGUUGGAUUAUUUAGACUGCUUCAAUGGACCACAUUCAUGGAGCUUGGAAGGCUCUUACUGAUGGAAUUGGAUUAAAGGAUUCUGUCUUCAAUGGAUCCAGCUGUAUUUCACCUACUAUUGUCCAGCAGUUCGGCUAUCAGCGCAGAGCAUCUGAUGAUGGGAAACUUUCAGAUUCCUCCAAGACAAGUAAUACCAUUCGUGUUUUCUUGCCAAACAAGCAGCGCACAGUGGUGAAUGUGCGUAAUGGAAUGACCCUGCAUGAUUGCCUUAUGAAAGCACUGAAAGUUAGAGGUCUGCAGCCAGAAUGCUGUGCUGUUUUUAGAUUGCUUAAUGAACACAAAGGCAAAAAAGCACGACUGGAUUGGAAUACAGAUGCUGCCUCCUUGAUUGGAGAAGAAUUGCAAGUAGACUUCCUCGAUCAUGUUCCACUCACAACACACAACUUUGCACGAAAGACAUUUCUAAAGCUUGCAUACUGUGACAUCUGUCAGAAGUUCUUGCUAAAUGGAUUCCGGUGUCAAACAUGCGGUUAUAAAUUCCACGAACACUGCAGCACAAAAGUACCGACAAUGUGUGUGGACUGGAGCAACAUUCGGCAACUGUUAUUAUUCCCACACUCAAAUGUUGGUGAGAGUGGUAUGCCGGCCCUACCUCCUUUGACGACACGGCGAAUGCGAGAAUCUGUGUCCCGAAUACCUGUUAAUUCUCAGCACAGAUAUUCUACACCUCAUGCCUUCACAUUCAGCCCAUCAAAUCCUUCUCCUGAAUGCUCCCUUUCUCAGAGACAGAGAUCCACAUCGACCCCAAAUGUCCACAUGGUCAGCACUACUAUGCCUGUGGAUAAUCGGAUAAUUGAGAAUAACAGCCUGAAUGCUUCUCCCAGGUCCUGGUGCAGACGGUUCUGUUUAAGGGGAAGAGAUGCCAUACGUAGUCACAGUGAAUCUGCAUCACCACCAGCAAUAUCUAGUAGCCCCAACAAUACAAGUCCAACAGGGUGGUCUCAGUCUAAAACACCAGUUCCUGCUCAAAGAGAGAGAGCCUCAGGAUCUAAUGCACAAGAGAAAAAAAUUAGACCUCGUGGGCAGAGGGAUUCAAGUUAUUAUUGGGAAAUAGAAGCGAGUGAAGUUAUGCUUUCUACCAGGGUAGGAUCAGGUUCUUUUGGAACAGUUUACAAGGGCAAGUGGCAUGGAGAUGUAGCUGUAAAGAUCUUGAAGGUUGUAGAUCCAACUCCAGAACAAUUUCAGGCCUUCCGAAAUGAAGUGGCUGUUUUAAGGAAAACCCGGCACGUUAAUAUUUUGCUCUUCAUGGGUUAUAUGACGAAAGAUAAUCUGGCUAUAGUCACACAGUGGUGUGAAGGAAGUAGUCUAUAUAAACAUCUGCAUGUCCAGGAGACCAAGUUUCAAAUGUUGCAACGUAUUGAUAUCGCAAGACAGACAGCACAAGGAAUGGACUACUUGCAUGCGAAGAAUAUAAUACACAGAGACAUGAAAUCAAAUAAUAUAUUUCUUCAUGAAGACCGCACAGUGAAGAUAGGGGAUUUUGGUUUAGCAACAGUCAAAUCCAGAUGGAGUGGUUCACAGCAGGUGGAACAGCCUACCGGAUCUGUUCUUUGGAUGGCACCAGAAGUUAUCCGAAUGCAGGACAGCAAUCCAUUCAGUUUCCAAUCAGAUGUCUACUCUUAUGGAAUUGUGCUGUAUGAAUUGAUGACAGGAGAGCUACCCUAUUCCCAUAUUAACAAUAGAGACCAGGUGAGAAAUAUCCAUUCCCAGUCUGCAGGAGACUUCCAUCUGCCAAGCUGCUUCCAUAUUAUUUUCAUGGUUGGCCGUGGUUACGCAUCACCAGAUCUCAGUAAACUAUACAAGAACUGUCCCAAAGCUAUGAAGAGACUGGUUGCAGAUUGUGUGAAGAAAGUUAGAGAAGAAAGGCCUCUUUUUCCACAGAUAUUGUCUUCCAUUGAAUUGCUGCAACAUUCUUUACCCAAAAUCAACCGAAGUGCUUCUGAACCUUCUCUGCACCGUGCAACCCACACACAAGACAUCAAUGCAUGCACAUUGACAUCCACCAAGCUGCCUAUUUUUUAGGAGAUCAGUGUGUGUUGUCCACUGCUCUCCCCAAGAACAGUUAUAGCGGUUGAGCUUUGAAUGCUCUGAUUUGCAACGGGAUUAUAAAUCCAACAUGGGAUUCAGCUAGAUGCCGGUUUUAAGAACGUGCUGCUAUGAAUUUCUACCACAAGAAUCCUACAGGGAUAAAGCUCCAUGUUGCCUUUUUCUACAGUUUAUCAGUCUGAACGAGGUAACAGACUGUAUGCAAGAAGUUCUAUUGCUAUUUUUUAUAGAUGCACUUGAGCCUUAUUUUUCCCCACAUGCAAAAAAAGUAAUCCCAGAAGAAAGAAACAAAAAAGAAAGGAUUAUUACUUUGGCUAAUUUCAACUCUAUUACAUUCUGCUGAAUGGACUGUUAUUUUUCUAUAGCAACAAUAAUGGCUUCGCAUUUGAGAGAAGUAAAUGCAAGACGGUGCUGUUCCUCUGAUCUCCUAAGACUUUUGUGCCAUUUAGGCUAGAGGUCAUCUGCAAAGAGAACUUAAGGGAAGUGAGUAAUGCAAGUUGUGGAAACUUUCUGCUAUUAAGCAUUUCUCAAGAUGACUUUUAACAUUGAUGUUUUAAGUUUAACCAACACAGAUAGUUUUGCACAUAGGAAGAAAACACUCAUUUUACAAUGAGAAAUAUAUUCUGACUAGUACUGCUCAGCGAAGGAAGCUAGCACAAUCCUGCUACAAUCAUCUUAGAGUAACAUAAGAAGCUUGUUGGGUACUUUGGACUUGUUUCUUCCAGCGCCUGUGUGAGAAAAAGAGGAAAAAUAAGUAUAACUGUCAAUAUAUUUCUGCAAAAAGCAGCCUUUAGCCUGUUUUGAAAUGUUUUUUUCCCCCCCUGAGAUGCACUAUAAAGAAACUUGGCAUAUACAGGUUUUCCUGAUGCUGAUUUGGGUUUUAAUUUUGUUUUUAUUGCUCUUAAGAGAAAACAUUUAUUGUAAACCCAGGUUCUUCCGAUUAUCUUAUUUUAAUAAAAUAAAUUAAAUUCCA
Molecule: messenger RNA, 3393 nt
Organism: Anolis carolinensis (green anole)
Lineage: Eukaryota; Metazoa; Chordata; Lepidosauria; Squamata; Anolidae
Gene: raf1
Product: Raf-1 proto-oncogene, serine/threonine kinase
Exons: 22
Coding region: 339-2396 (685 amino acids)
Biological process (GO): protein phosphorylation; Ras protein signal transduction
Cellular component (GO): cytoplasm
Molecular function (GO): ATP binding; protein kinase activity
Source: RefSeq, a predicted model, not a curated record